UAGUAAAACUGCAGUUUUCCUGCAGACAGGUCCAGGCUGAGAUGCUGCUCUUCAUCUGCUUUCUGCUGGCUGGAAGCUUCUGUCACAGCACAGGCAUCCGUGACCAGACUGUGUUCCUGAACACCAACGCUUCUCUGCCAUGCUCCCACGCACAUGGAGAUGUCACCUGGAGCAGAUACAGAAACAUGAAAAGGAAGAUGCUGGUCUCCAUCACAAACGGUGUUGUGGACAUUCCUGACAAACGCUUCGGCUUACAGGCAGAUGGAGCCUUGUUGAUCCGAAAUGUGAACUUUACUGACGAGUCCAUGUAUCUAUGCAACUUGAAACAGGAAGUUUAUUUGAAAGUGAUAUCAGAUUCAAAUGAGCAGAUUCCCAAAGAUGGGCCAGGAGAUCAAGCUGCACCAGGAAAAGAUGGGCCUAUUGUCCGACUGGAAUCGGAGCAGAAGGAAGCAGCUGCAGAGAUCCAACAUUCCUCAGACUCCUGGAAAAUCCCUGUUGGAGUUGUCCUAGGAGCUGCUCUGUUGCUCCUGAUGUUCCUGGCCCUGAGGGUGUGGUCAUCAAAGAGAGCAGAGAUAAGAAACAGCAAAGAGAACGUUUCUGAGGUGGUUUAUGAGGAGAUCCAGGACACAGACCAACUGCAGGAUUCUGAGCUGGAGAAUUGGUACUACUCCACCAUCAUGGAUGGAGCCAACAGCUCUACACCUUCAGAGCCCCACCUGUACAGCUCUGUGAACAGGCUCAUAGUCGAAGGCUGGAGCAGGGUCGCCCAGAAUCCUCAGUGAUGAAGACCCUCCUGAUCAGUCUGACAGAUGAAACCAGACUGUUUUCCUCCGUCUGGUCAUGUUUCAGUAGUUUCAGAGGAGAACCACCACUGCAGACCUAAAUGAUCCAGAACAUCUGUUUUCACAGCUAAUUACCCAGAUAAUUGUGUGCUUCUGUAAAUAAAACUGAAUAUUGAUGUUUUAUUUUAAACAAAUAAAAGCCCAGCUGAAAAGAAAA
Girardinichthys multiradiatus is the source of this 999-nucleotide messenger RNA. RefSeq lists its product as uncharacterized. NCBI's taxonomy places the organism in Eukaryota, Metazoa, Chordata, Actinopteri, Cyprinodontiformes, Goodeidae. The record is from RefSeq and is a predicted model, not a curated record. The transcript is spliced from 2 exons. The coding region runs from base 42 to 782 and encodes 246 amino acids.